AUGGCUCUAGUUGGUCAGGCUGCCAUGGUUGCGCAAUUUGCAGGAGUGGACGCCUACGGGCUCAUCAAGAUGAUCGCCGAUGCGACGCAGACGGUCCGGAGGAACAGAGCCACCUGCCUGCAGCUCGCGCGCCGCGCCAAGAUGAUCGGAGACCUGCUGCACCAGCUCCACGCCGCGCAGCUCAUGCAGCAGCCGGAGACGAGGAACCCCAUUGAGCAGCUCGAGGAGACGCUCCGGCGUGCGCUGCUGCUCGUCAGGUCCUGCCAGGGCCGCGGAUACCUCUACCGGUGCUUCAUGGGGGCGCGCCACGCCGACGAGCUCCGCGAGGUGCAGGGUGAGAUCACGUUCUACCUCCAGCUUUUCCCUCUCGUCAGCUACGUCGACACCACCCUCACCUGGGUCAGACUCCUCAACAAAGAUGCUGCUCCUCAACCUCCUUCAUGCAAAGAGGCACCUGUGGUAAGACCAUAUUUUGUGCCGGAUGAAUGGUGCUUGCUAGUUUCUUAUUCAGGAAGUAUACCUUGGCACUGUAUACACAUGGUUUACAUCCUUCUCUUCUUUUUAAUAUCUAUUAACCACCCGUCGGCAAAAUUUAUCUUGGCAUGUAUCUGCAGGAGUUAA
This is a messenger RNA of Triticum turgidum subsp. durum (durum wheat), 621 nucleotides long. The record is from the annotation of a GenBank genome assembly. Lineage: Eukaryota; Viridiplantae; Streptophyta; Magnoliopsida; Poales; Poaceae.